Messenger RNA from Aspergillus ochraceoroseus IBT 24754, 1578 nucleotides. RefSeq lists its product as uncharacterized. The transcript has a single exon. Bases 300 to 1097 code for a protein of 265 amino acids. The record is from RefSeq and is a predicted model, not a curated record. NCBI's taxonomy places the organism in Eukaryota, Fungi, Ascomycota, Eurotiomycetes, Eurotiales, Aspergillaceae.
CGGAAAGAAAAUCAGUUUCGUCUCCAUCCACCGUCAGGAUUUUCAUUGUGAGACGCUCUUUCUCCCUCCUUUCUCCUUUUCUUCAUUCCUCUCCUUUCUUCCCCUCAGGUUUACGUUUGGCCUCCUGCCCUCCCCGCUUGCCACUGUCCAAGUCACUUGUUGUCCCGGGGAGCACGGUUCACCUCACCCCUCUUUCAAGUUUCCUCCACUGACGCUGCGACACCACGAAAUCAGCGGGAGACUCAAAGGAAACCUUUGGAAUAAAGAAGACAGCCGCCCUAUCAGGAGUUGGAACUACAAUGGACUCCAUGAGGUCUCUCAACACCUCGCUACCCAGCUCAACUCCCCGCCCGCAGCCCCCUGAGCAACUAUUGCAGUCAUUCAAGACCGCCGCCCUAUCAGUGACCAACCUCUACAAAAAUGCGGUGUAUGUGGAAGCGCAGGCUAGACAGGCGGGAUAUCAGGAGGCGAUUGAAGAUCUGCUGCAUUUCCUCGACCGGGAAAACCUUGGCUUGAGUGACGGACAGGGUUGGCGGGUUCGGCAGUGGGCUACGGAACGCAGUGAUGGAACGGGGCCUACGAGCGACGAUGAUGAGGCAGAAAAGCGAACACGAAGUGCUACUCCUGCGGUUGUACGCAAAGAAUCCGAGUCCGAAGCCCCACGACAGACAACCAAGUCCGUGUCCCCGACUCGAGAAGAACAAACUGCGGCCCAGCAACCACCAUUAUCCACUCCCGCUGCCACCCCCCAACCCACUGAAACCAACGUGUUCGAUCGACCUACCAUCUUCACCUUCUCCGCGGGACCGGCCUUCCCUCAGCCCCAGGAGCAAGACUUGGAUAUGCAGAACUCAGAGACCUCGACCCCUUCAUCCCAAGAUGACGCCCCUGUAAGCGUCUCAGUUCUUUCUCGAAAUCCUCGCCAGCAAAGCCGCCACAACAACCUCUCACGCUCAAACCCUCGAACAGCCACUCGGGAAUCCCCGGUUGCGCUGGGGUCCAAACGAAAAAUCCAAUUUCCGGAUUUCUUUGAUCUUUCUGGGAUAGGGAAUAAUAGAGAUAUGUUCGGAGGCGGCAAACGAGGCCGCUUCGCCUAGAGAAUACGGGUUCGACCAUGGGACCAUUUCAUAUUCUUAUAGUUACGCAGCGGUUGAUUUGUUAUUUCUAUUCUUGGAGCAUCUAGUAGGAGUAUUGCAUAUGGUUAUCUGAUUCUUUUCCUUGUUUCUUUUUGACUUCCUUUCUGUGAACCAUGGGUUCUAUCCUGUCUUCUCUUUUUCUUUGGAUUACAAGGGGUACAUUUAUAGAGAUUAUCCGAUAUGGCGAUACCCGGUGAGGCAGUUAUUGCUUGAAUCGACGCUUGAUCAUUGAUGCAAUGCACAUACUCACAUCAUUUAUAUUCACACUGUUUUUGCACCGAAGAAAGUAAAAGUACAGGGUCUAGCCACCAUCAAGCGUAGGGAUAUCAAUUAAACGCCCGCCAAAUCCCCAUGCCAACCAAAGUGGCGGAAAUUGUUGCAAUCCCCAGCCGGCGGGAUCCCAUCUUGUAUUUCGUCGCACUCUGCAUGAUUGUUUGUUCUU